This is a messenger RNA of Cydia pomonella (codling moth), 877 nucleotides long. Its product is annotated as serine protease 1-like. The record is from RefSeq and is a predicted model, not a curated record. Gene Ontology annotation, molecular function: serine-type endopeptidase activity. The transcript is spliced from 4 exons. Gene Ontology annotation, biological process: proteolysis. Lineage: Eukaryota; Metazoa; Arthropoda; Insecta; Lepidoptera; Tortricidae. The coding region runs from base 118 to 861 and encodes 247 amino acids.
AAGUAAACUUCUUGUUCGGUAUAAAUUAAGGAAAUGGAAAUUGCAGGUCGCAUUUGUAAUAAACACUUUUAAUUAACCAAAAUUUGAUACGUUGUAGAAUUUGUCAGGUUUAUUACCAUGGCGCGUUCGCUGACAAUGGCGUUAGUCGCUAUAAGUGUGUUAUUAGCAGGAUCAGUUUUACAAGUGGCAGCUUCAGAUGAUCUCACCCAGCGCAUUAUCGGUGGUCAUAUAACCGAUAUCGAAGACGCUCCCUGGAUGGCUGCGUUAUGGACGGCGAACAAAGAUGGAAAUACGUCUUUUUGCGGAGGAUCCAUCAUCCACGAACAGUUUAUCUUGACUGCUGCGCAUUGCUUCCGGUUAGUUAUUUUGAAUAUACAUUAUAAAUUUAAAAAAUAUUACAGAAAUGCCGAAGAACCUUUAAACACGUGGGGCUACAUUGGUUUAUCAAACUUGUUUGACGAAGAAGGAGUGUUCAUUAAACCCGAGCAAAAAUUUUGCCAUGACGAGUUUCAGUUCCCUAGCCAUGCCAACGACAUAUGUUUGCUGAAACUGAAGGAGCCGAUAAGUGAUUUUGAUAAUAAUGACAAGAUAGCAUUGAUCACGUUUGAUGAAUCUGUUUCGAUAAGCCCGGGAACUAUGGUUAACGUUACUGGGUGGGGAAAGACUGAAAAUAGUAAAGGCGCUGUAGAGGACUUGCGUCAAGUGUUGGUACCAAUUAUUUCGGAUAAGAAUUGCCGAAAAUAUUAUCCGUCUACCACUGCAAAGCAAAUAUGUGCCGGAAAUAAAGGCCACGAUUCCUGCGUGGUAAGCACUCAAGAUUUUUCUCCAUUACCUGGCAUUUGGGGCCACUUUAAUUAUUAAUUAUGAUUAAGAACGA